Molecule: messenger RNA, 2541 nt
Organism: Canis lupus familiaris (dog)
Lineage: Eukaryota; Metazoa; Chordata; Mammalia; Carnivora; Canidae
Product: creatine kinase B-type-like
Biological process (GO): phosphocreatine biosynthetic process
Molecular function (GO): creatine kinase activity
Source: RefSeq, a predicted model, not a curated record
AGCGGCCUCCCGCCGGACGACGUCAUCCGGACCGGCGCGGACAACCCGGCCACCCUACAUCAUGACCGUGGGCUGCGUGGCAGGCGACGGGGAGUCCUAUGACGUGUGCCAGGAGCUCCUUGACCCCAUCCUCGAGGACCGGCCCGGCGGCUACAAGCCCAGCGACGAGCACAAGACCGACCUCAACCCCGACAACCUGCAGGGCGGCGACGACCCGGACCCGGACCCGGACCCCAACUAUGUGCUGAGCUCGCGGGUGCGCACGGGUCGCAGCAUCCGCGGCUUCUGCCUCCCCCCGCACUGCGGCCGCGGGGAGCGCCGUGCCCUCGAGCAGCUCGUGGAAGCUCUGUCGAGCCUGGACGGCGACCCGGCCCGGUACCACGCGCUCAAGAGCAUGACCGAGGCGGAGCAGCAGCAGCUCAUCCACCACCACUUCCUCUUCGAUAAGCCCCUGUCGCCCCUGCUCCUGGCCUCGGGCAUGGCCCGCGACUGGCCCGACGCCCGAGGCAUCUGGCGCGAUGACAAUAAGACCUUCCUGGUGUGGAUCAACGAGGAAGACCACCUGCGGGUUAUCUCCAUUCAGAUAGGGGGCAACACGAAGGAGGUGUUCACUCGGUUCUGCAACGGCCUCACCCAGAUUGAAACACUUUUGAAGUCAAAGAAUUACCAAUUCAUGUGGAACCCUCACCUGGGCUACGUCCUCACCUGCCCAUCCAACCUGGGCACAGGCCUGCGGGCAGGUGUGCACAUCGAGCUGCCCCACCUGGGCAAGCAUGAGAAGUUCCCGGAGGUGCUCAAACCGCUGCGGCUUCAGAAACUAGGCACAGGUGGUGUGGACACAGCUGCUGUGGGUGGCAUCUUUGAUGUCUCCAACGCAGAUUGCCUGGGCUUCUCAGAGGUGGAGCUGGUACAGAUGGUGGUGGAUGGCGUGAAGCUGCUCAUCGAGAUGGAGCAGCGGCCGGAGCAGGGCCAGGCCAUCGAUGACCUCGUGCCUGCCCAGAAGUGAGGCCCCAGCCCACAUCUGCCACCACCACCAGCCCCGCUGCUUCCUAACUUAUUGCCCAGGCAGUGCCCUCCAUGCACCCCUCUGAUGUUCGCCACUUGGCGGCUGAGCCUGUAGCCUCGCUGUAGAGACUUCUGUCGCCCUUGUUAGAGUUUAUUUGUGAUGGCUAAGAUGUUGCUGAUGCUGAAAUAGGGUUUCGGCCUGCAAAAAAAAAAAAGGAAGGCGCAGUGGCCCAGGGGCAGUCUCCCUAAGGGGACGCGCUCUCCUGUUUCCAAAGGUCGAAGGUCGAAGGUCGGCAAGGCCCCAAGGGCUAGGCUGGAGGCUCCACGGGACUUCCGUUGUCCUGUGGUCCCAGAGGCCACGCCCUGUGCCCUGCUCGAGGACAGGAGGAGGACAGGAGGCGCCCGAGCUGCCUGCCCCAGCCGCCCUGGGCCGGGCCGGUGGGGGUUGGGGGGGGGUGUGGGGGUGACUCUGCCCGGAGGGCCACGCAUCUGGACUUCUCCUCUACAAGACCAUGGCUCCGCUGUGAGGCCUCCUGCUGCUGAGAACACUCCUGCCUCCGCUCACUGGGCUGGUCUCAGGAGGAACAAAUGGGACUUAAUCAGUGCCCAACACCCAUGACAUCUCCUGGGAGGCAAGACAGUAGCAGGCCGCGCUCGGUGCAAUGGGCUCUUGUGGUUCACACUGAGCAUUCAUUCUACAGAGCACGUCCCCCGGGAUGGCUUGAUCCUCACAGUCGUCCUGGGAGGAAGACACUGUCCCCGCUCUCCUUUUACUAAUGAAGAAAUGGAUGAGAUCCCAAGAUGUGAUGUUGUUACUGUCAUGGACUUGAACCCGGGCACCCAGGGCACGGAGCCACCGCCAUGGAGCACCUGCAGUCUCACCUGCACACUCCCUUACUUGGACUCCUGCUCCUAGGAAGGCUACGUACGGAUUUGCACUCAGGCUCUGGAAAGCAGCAACAGCAUGUCCGUCCCAGGGGCAAGCACUGGCAGGUGGCUGUCCCAGGAGAGGCAAGGGGGACACAUGUCCAGGUGUUGUUGAGACCGAGAAAGCGAAGGAGGACUCCAGGAGAUAAAACGUUUUUUAUUCCGCAUCUUCUCCUGCUUAGUGCUUCUAGGACCCAUGCCCCCACCCACUCUACAUAGGCCUUGUAGGCUCUACACGCAAAGAUCUUAUGUCCUCCUUGUGAGGUCAAGGAAGUAAAGACUUCUCUAGAGCAGAGAACACCUAAGAAAGGAACAGGUGAGAAAUGACCGGGAUAAAGCCAUGACGGGCGGACUCCAGACUGCCUGCGCCAGAUGUCUCGAUGCCAAGGCCCCCGGGCCCCAAGGAACAGCACCUGGGGCCUCGCCUUGGUCUAACCAGGUCCUGGAUGCCUCAGGGGUCAUGUACACCAGACUACUGCCCUCAGUAAGACCCCCGGAUCCCAAGCGAAAAUGAGACUCGUAUUCUUUCCUCCCUGUGUCUCCUGGACACUCUGUCUGUACCCCCCACCCUGUCCGUACACAUGGGCAAUAAACCCCACCUUCACCUCC